Toxoplasma gondii ME49 is the source of this 1226-nucleotide messenger RNA. RefSeq lists its product as hypothetical. Lineage: Eukaryota; Apicomplexa; Conoidasida; Eucoccidiorida; Sarcocystidae. The transcript has 2 exons. Bases 577 to 1110 code for a protein of 177 amino acids. The record is from RefSeq and is a predicted model, not a curated record.
CAUAACGAAACAUAUCAUGUGGGUUGCACAUUUUCAAGGCCAUUACAUGAGAAAAGAACCCACAUUUUCCGACUAAUUGGCGUCUGAAAUCUGCUUCAGGAAGUGCGUGUGUGACCCGUGACAUGUUUGUGUCAUCGCGGGAGACUGGCGGGAGGUAAACGCAAAUCUCCCGCUGUCAGCAAAGUGGCCUUCGCUUUGAAAUUGAAUGUCUUUUAUACUUUGAAUGAAUCAUUUCAAAGCACGCAAGCGCGUCUCAGUAUCAUUUGGUACAAAAGCACGCAAUCCAGGGGUAAAGUCUCCUGUAUAUUUCUGGCCGUUACCGCAACCACAGAUGGGCCAGUUCGAUAGUGUUGAUGUGACACCGUGGGCCUUUUCAUAUUUCCGUGCCAACACGCGGGUUUUUUGUCUUCCUACCAGACACAUUGUCGCCUGGAUGUGCUUGAAGUCUAAGGGCAUAGUGGCGCAUUCUCCCGCAGUAGACUCCUGUGACAGUGCGUGGCAGUGACUUCGUAUCACCGCGACAACACACCGGAACCGGCGUUGUGUCAAGAUGCGAAAGUAUCUCCACCUUAUAAAAUGAGUCUGCGAACCUUCCACGUCCCGUUUUUUAUUUCCCUUCUUGUUGCCGUGUUUGGCAUCGUAUUUGUUGUUUGCUUUUUCCCUUUUUUGCCGGCGACGGCCGCCGAUGAGACACACGUGGUAAUACCGUCACAUCAAGAAGGGCGACAUUUUUUAAACGAAGCAGAAUCCACUGAACACGAACAAGGUGGCCAGACUGAGAGAUUCUCUGAUAAGAGACGCCUGCAAGAUGUCGAGACCGUGUCCGGUGGCGCAGCGAAUAGUCAGUACUCUAACCCCGACAUAGUCGCCAGCGCAGCCGCUCCCAAUGACAAGCCAAACGUAGAUGGCACUUUCACGGACACACUUCAUCAAGCAGCGGACGACGCUAUGGAAGCCCUCAACUCCGUCACGCAGCAGCUGUCGGAUAUGGGACUGGAGCCAUGGCAAAUCACUUUGAUUGUCAUUGCCGCAGGCGCAGCAGUCCUUUGUUUGGCUUGCUGCUGCAUGCGCUGUUUAUGCAGGAAUGUGUGUUGUUGUCCAGGGAAGUAGGGGAGUGCGGAACAUUACCAUCAAAUACUUAACGAGGAUGAAUCGGGAAGACCCAAGAUGCCGGUGGGCAGCGUCAAGGGUACUACUCCAGCCGUCGUUUACAGAGCUGUCUUUUG